GAUGCGAAUGUAAUGACCAUGCCUACAACUACAGAUAUGGAUAACAUCGAUUGAACCAAGAGUAUGAAGCUACAGUCAUAUCGUCGUCUAUAAGUACUAGUCGAGAAUGCGGCCUCCGUCUGUUCGCAGCCCCGUGGUCAAUAUCGCCAAUGGCACCUUUUACCGCCACCACCCCAAUGCUAGCUCAACUCAUCCAAACCCAGCCCUCUUCAAGGGCUUGAGCUUCACACUACCUUCGGCCGCCGACCCCCCCACGCACUGGUAUGUCGUUGGUCCAUCAUUGAGUGGUAAAACAACGUUCUUGCAACUUCUCAGAGGCGCUCACCUCUGUGUCCCCCCAGCAGCACGGACUUAUCCCUAUCUAUCAUCAGAUGCAGUUUCUCACAGCCUCCGAGUGCCGAGCAGGGCAAUCAGAUACGUUGGGUUUAACAACGACCCGCUAACGUCUGGCAUCACUACGUCACCCUAUCUGUCUGCUCGCUACGAGUCUAAAAGGGAGAAUACCGACUUUUCACUCCGCGAUUUCUUGCUUGGCAAUACCAAUCUAAAUGUUCUAGAACGGAAGCCGGAAGACGAGCCUAACCCUGCGCUCCUAGAUCGCGUUGUAAGAGACCUGAAGCUUGCGCAGCUUCUAGAUCUGCCUGUGACUUUCUUGAGCAAUGGACAGGGACGCAGGGCGCGGAUAGCGCGAGCUUUGCUCAUGGCCCCCGAGGUCUUGCUCUUAGAUGAACCAUUUAUGGGUCUUGAUCCGCCGACGGUGUCUGGGUUAAGCCCGCUCCUCCAUGCUUUGGCUAGCAAUGCCAAUCCAAGACUGGUCCUCAGUGCGAGGCCACAAGAUCCCAUUCCGGAAUGGAUCACACAUCUGGUAUACUUAAGAGCUGAUUGUCAAGUCGGCGCCAUGGGCGACAAGGAGACUGUCCUAGAAGGUCUUCGGAAGUAUGUCCGUGGGGUAUGGAAUGGAGCCCUUGUUGAAGAUGAGAAGUUGGCUGUACACAGUGUCGUGCAAAUGGGAAGGACGCUCACUGCUGGGGGGAUCUGCGGGAAUCCAUUGAUGGGAGAUGAAGCUGCCAUCGAAGAUAAGAAACAGAUUACCAACUCAGCCGCCAAUACACCAAGGAAUAUUGGGGAACCACUAGUGGAAAUGGAGGGGUGUCAAGUGCAAUACCGAGGUCAAGUUGUAUUAGGUAACUGGACAGAGUACGUCAAUGGCAAAGAACACCAAGGUUUGACCUGGACCGUUCGAAGAGGAGAGCGAUGGGGUGUUUUUGGACCAAAUGGCUCUGGAAAAACAACCAUCGUAUCUCUUGUCUGUUCAGAUCACCCACAAACAUACUCCAUGCCUAUCAAGCUGUUUGGGCGGAGUCGACUACCGCAGCCUGGUUCCGGCCAGCCCCCUCUAACUUUCUGGGACAUUCAGGCACGGAUCGGACAUUCAAGCCCUGAAGUCCACUCACAUAUGCCGCGGAACCUCACCGUCCGUCAAGUCAUCGAAAAUGCAUGGGCAGACACAUUUCGCAGCAAGGCGAAAUUGGACCAAGAGGCAACGGACAAAGUCGAGGCUUGUCUGCGUUGGUUUGAACAAGAGCUAAACCCGAGUUAUAGCCAAACUGCCUCACAAGGAGUAGCGCGAAACCUUCAAUGGGCGGACCACUACAUGUUUGGCGAGCUUUCCUCCUCGACCCAACGUGUAGCUUUAUUCCUAAGGGCAAUCAUCAAGAAUCCAGAUAUUGUAGUACUCGAUGAAGCAUGUAGUGGGAUGGACGACGGGGUCCGCGACCGCUGUCUCUUGUUUCUCGAAGCCGGUCAGACGAAACAAUACGCCAAGCUCGGCGAUGGCUCGGAAAUCAUUGUUGAGAGCGAGGUUUCUAAAAAUGGCAACAUCAAGUUUAGCGGUUUAAACGACAGCCAGGCGUUGAUAUGCAUCAGCCAUGUACGAGAGGAGAUACCGAGUUGUGUUCGAGAGUGGAUUUCGCUCCCGGAGGCGAACUCGGGCGAGCCCGCUAGAUUCGGUGUUGCUGAUGCGCCAUUGGCCCACGACGAGAAGAGCUGGAGGCAAAUCUGGGGAAUGGAAGAGGUCUGAUAUCUUCCAAGUCAUCAUAUUUCGCCAACUAUAAUGAAUAGUAGAUGUACAGGAUAGAAAGGGGCCAAUGUAUAAUGUAUAA
Molecule: messenger RNA, 2162 nt
Organism: Xylaria bambusicola
Lineage: Eukaryota; Fungi; Ascomycota; Sordariomycetes; Xylariales; Xylariaceae
Product: ABC transporter
Exons: 1
Coding region: 107-2080 (657 amino acids)
Cellular component (GO): mitochondrion
Molecular function (GO): ATP hydrolysis activity; ATP binding
Source: RefSeq, a predicted model, not a curated record